AUGCGCGUGGGCACCGUCUGUAUGAGUUGCAUAGCGUCCACCUUCGUCAGGUGUCGUCCCGUUGUUGGUGAUCUCGUAGGCCCAACAAGCUCGGAGAGUCGCCGAGCGGAGGUAGGGGAACGUCGAAGAAGGAAAGCCGAGGGUUCACCCUUGCAUAGAAUGCCUAAUCUGGUCUUAGUAUCCUCGCAUUCGGGCGUUUCGAUCCGUGGUACGCGUGCGGUGCUUAGCUCCAACCACUGA
Messenger RNA from Colletotrichum destructivum, 240 nucleotides. RefSeq lists its product as uncharacterized. The transcript has 2 exons. NCBI's taxonomy places the organism in Eukaryota, Fungi, Ascomycota, Sordariomycetes, Glomerellales, Glomerellaceae. The record is from RefSeq and is a predicted model, not a curated record. The coding region runs from base 1 to 240 and encodes 79 amino acids.